GGCAAUGCGAAUUCAAUGCCAUUGGCAGUCAACAGCAGUGGACGCGCGGACAAAUUGCUGCAAAAUGGCCAUAACCACCAACAGCUGAGCGGCAACAACGAAAGCGGCUAUAAUAAUAAUAAUAACAGCAACAACAACAACAACAACAGUGCCAACUACAAUAAAUACAAUAAUAGCAACAACAGCAGCAGCAGUAAGACAGUGAUGAUGACCACCAAUGCCAUUAGCAACAAACACAGUAACAGCAACAACAAUAAUAGUAACAACCACAGCAACAGCAGUAAUAGUCUUUGCAGUAACAAAAGUAACGCUACUGCGAACAUAGCCAGCGCCAAGCCGAUAAAUAACAGCAAUAGCAAAAGCAACAACAACAACAACAACACCACCACCAAUAGCCAUAUAGCUACUAAAAACGGACUAAACUAUGCGAACAGCAAUGAUGGUUACGCCAGUUUACUAGUCGCCAGCGACGUUACUAGCACAGCGCCUUUCAGAGUGGUAACGGCCGCGAAGACGCCAACAGCUGCAACAGCAAAGGCUAAGCCGACAACAGCCGUGCCAAAAGCAACCGCCACGGCACCGGGUGCAGCCGUGCGCGUCAAGAAACAGUCUACCAGUUCAACAAUUACAACAACAACAACCUCGUCCAGUAUAAGCGCUACCGAACACAACGAAACGACCACGCCGGCGACGACUGCGACGGCAGCGGUGACGACGCCGACACGGGGCAACGGUAACGGCAAAGUCAGCCAAACGUCAAAAAGUGGCGAUACCAAGUCGGCACAGAGUGGUAGCGUCGAGCGUCGCGGACGCACCAGUUCACAUCAGUCGCACUAUUCGACGGACAAAAGCGGCUCGUCCGGUUACUACAGUUCGAACGUUUGCUCUACAUAUUCACUAGACGAGCAUAUCUACUGCGAACCGGUUAUAGAUAUCCUAGACGUGAGUCGCACGAAUACUGGUGCUAACGGGGGCGCUGGUAAGGCUAGUAAAAGUGCACGCUCCGAGUGUACGAAUACAAAAGCCAACGUCAAUAGUGGUGAUAAUAGCAAAAGUAAUCAAACAACAACAGAAAUGAGCAGUAAAGGUGGUGGCGCAACAAAACGUUGUUACGGACGACGCAACGCGACAGCGGUGGCAAGUCGCAAUGGCGAAAGUGGUAUUGCGGGUUGUAGUGACCUGGACGGUGAGGAUGAUUGUGAUGGCGAUGCAGAGGAUGAGUCUGCGGCGGCCGUGGUGGCGCGGCGUGGCAACAGCAAGGCUGGACGCAAGAAUCAAGCAGUCGCAGAGACCGCCUUCGGCGCGGAUAAAAUACCCGCUAGCUUACAGUUCUUAUUACAACGACAAACCUCCGAUGAGUAUGCCAACUCACAGCACUUCAGCGAGAAUCUGCGCAUACUUGAGACGAGCAUAGAGAAUCUCGAUCGUCAUUUAAAGAAUUUUCCAAGUCUGAGUUCCCACGAACACAUCGCUGCAUUUGUACAGGCACAUCAUCAUCACCAUCAUCAUCAUCUUGCGUACCUGCAAACGCCAACGUCCGUAGACACGGGCGAGAAGUUGGCUACGCGCGUGCCACCGCAUGUGACGCAACAUCAAUUGCCCACCAUUAUGGAAGGUUACGAUCCCGCCAAUCAACCACGUCGUUCAUGGCCCGAUGACAUGGUGGAUGAUUCGCUGCUCGACAUUGACCUCGACUCAUUUCUGCUAGUCAACGAACGUAAAGCCGGCGGUAUUGGCAAGACGACACGUAAGUUGUCGCUGCAUGCUGUUGGCGGCAUCGAUAAUCCCACUUUUCUCACCGAGGAGCAGGAAGAGGAGAAUAAUUAUAAGUGUGCGAAAUACAUCAAUUCCUGCCCGGAUGAUGCGUAUCAUGUCGAAAGUGAUAUAGUUGCUGGUACUGGCACCGUCUCGGAGAAGUCCGUCUCGGUGGCCGACCACUAUAUGAAACGUUACGAGGAUCAGCUGCACUUUCAGAGCACACGUGAACUGCUCGAAGAUGUGCGCGAUAAAAUACGUUUACUCUCGCAGGCGAGCGGCAACACCAGCCGCAGUGGCAGCGCCAAAACGCAUAGUCCUGAAAUGUCAUUGAGUGUGACCACACCCACCGAGCAAUUGCCGCGCGAAUUGGAGGGCAUGAUCAAGACGCUGAAAACCGAACUAGAAAACUAUUUAGAUCGCAUGAAUCAGCAUAGUGAAUUGGAGAUACGUCAACUGUGUAGCGGUCUUGUGCGCAAUCACAAUAUCGUCAAAAUGACGAAGGCCUUCGAACGUCGUCGCUCAACGCACAGUCUCGGUACAAUUGAAUCGGAUUACGGUUAUGUCGGUGGUAACUACGAAGCAAUUCGCGAUGGCGUGCCAUCAAGUAUACGCGAACAAAUCGUUUCCAUACGCUGCGCGAGUGAUCCGAAUUUCAAAAUGAAACGCAAAUCGCUUACCGAAGUCUUUCCUGUCGCCGAUUGUUAUGCAGAGUCGGAAAAGUUGCAAACGCCCACGACUCAGAUAGCACAACAGCAACUACGUCCUUCGUUACCGCGUCGCGAUCGUGUGGAGCAACGACAACGCGAGCUCGAUCAAAACGUGAUCACUUUACAUGUGCCUACCACACAAUUGCAGCGUAAUUUGUCCUUCCAACAGCCGGUACUGAACAAAUUAGAUGCGAAGUCAUUGCAAACGCCGCCGACCGACGCCGAAAUCAGCGGUAAGGGUGGCAACGCGAAUGGCGCCGGUGCUGCGAGCGGUAACGGUAACGGUAGUGGCGCUGAAUCCGGCGAAUCGGGUGAUAAGGACUCCAUUCUGGAAUGGCAUCGAAAGAAGCCGAGUAUUUGGGAAAUGUACUACGGCACGAAUCGCAUGAAUCAAUCGUUGCUGGGCAAGCGCAACGGCAUGGUCACAAACAACAACAAUCAGGUUCCGAUGUCCUAUCCAUCAUCACGUCCUGAGUCCGACUUCACUUUGGACCUGCCACGUGCCGAGCAGCUACGCAUCAAAAUGGAAAAGGAAAAGAAAUUCCGCCAAAGAUGUCGCUACAUCACAACAUUUCUGAGUCUGGUCUUCUUCUUGCUCACCGUUAUGGUGGUCAGUUUGGUGUUGACGCGCGGCAAGCGCAUGUUUGGCAGCAUGAUUUAAAGCAAAAG
Messenger RNA from Bactrocera tryoni, 3134 nucleotides. RefSeq lists its product as uncharacterized. The transcript has 2 exons. The record is from RefSeq and is a predicted model, not a curated record. Bases 16 to 3126 code for a protein of 1036 amino acids. NCBI's taxonomy places the organism in Eukaryota, Metazoa, Arthropoda, Insecta, Diptera, Tephritidae.